CCUCAGUUCUUUUUGUCUUUGUCUCCAGGUGUGAGAGGGGCUCCCUUCUGGUGUUUUGAAGAGUUGAAUUCCAGAGGUGACAGAUUUGGCAACUGUGUUGCUCAAUAUUGUAGAUUGGAAGACGUUUUGUGUGGGAAGUUAGUCUGCACGUGGCCAUUCAAGUACUUAUUCCUUAGCGCCAACAUGUCUGCGGUUUAUACACACGCACGAGAUGACAUAUGUAUAUCUCUGUAUAGAAGUCAUGGGAUACCCAAGAAGACAAUGACAACAUAUACCUCCCUUAAUGAUAGAGAUGAAACAUUUGUAGAAGACGGAGUUAUCUGUGGCCCUGAAAUGUAUUGCAUGGGGACGGUGUGCAAGGAAAGAAGGUUUCUCACAGAUUUUUCGAUUUGCAAUGUUUCUAGAGAUUGCUCUGACCAUGGGACUUGCAACAAUUUUCAUCAUUGCCAUUGCGAUAAUGGAUAUGUCCCUCCGAACUGUGAAAAAAAAAAAGGACAGUUUGGAAGCAUUGAUGACGGACACUACUUUGUUUCUGGUAAAAGCUUCAUGCAACAAUCUUCUGGUUUUCUUCCAAAACAGCGGCUUCAGCUCAUUUUCUAUAUAUCGCUACCUGCAGUUAUCAUUAUUACAGCUAUAAUUAUAAAGCAAAGUAAACUGAGACAGCUAUGUUACAGAGAAGGAAGUGACAGCAACAGAUCUACAUCAGAAGACAGUAGGAAUAACACCAAGUUGACCACCACUGGAGGAAGCUCAGCCUCGGACCUGCCGGUCACACCAGACUCCAAAAGGAUUCUGACCGUCUUUACCAUGAAGAAGCACUAAGGCGGAGACAGCCCAGUCAGGAAAGUACUGCCAGGUCUUUAAUCCCCGUCUUCUCAGCGAGGUGGUCUUGGUUUCUGGGUUUGAGUACAUCUUUGUGGUCAUCUCUAAGAAACACAAAUUCACCCUUUAAUAAAUAUGGUGACUACCUAUGAAA
Molecule: messenger RNA, 976 nt
Organism: Peromyscus eremicus (cactus mouse)
Lineage: Eukaryota; Metazoa; Chordata; Mammalia; Rodentia; Cricetidae
Product: disintegrin and metalloproteinase domain-containing protein 5-like
Exons: 7
Biological process (GO): cell adhesion; binding of sperm to zona pellucida
Cellular component (GO): plasma membrane
Source: RefSeq, a predicted model, not a curated record